UGAUGGAAAGCUGCACCGAUUCAGUUCUCCACUCUCUCUGAACCUGACCUCGCUAUAAAGAAAAGCAGAAGCGCCGCCGCACACCAACCGCAGUACCGCAGCCGCCGCACCACGACAGCUCCCUCGGCGCCGCCCUCUCCCAAACCCCCAAACAAACCCCUCGACGCCAGGGAACUCACCAUGGCGGCGCCGUCCCCGACCACCGCCGCAGCAGCCACCACGCACCACCGCCUCCUCCUCCCCACCUCGCACCGCGCCCUCGCCCCUUCCUCCUCCUCGCUCCGCCUCCCCGUCCGCGCCAGCACCACCCCGGGCGCGCGCAUCCGCGUCUCCGCUGCCACCGCACCCGCCGCCGCGGCGUCGACCGCGUCCCCGCCUUCCUCCGCAUCCGGGGCCGUCGAGGGGAAGCCCACGGUGCUCGUGGCCGAGAAGCUGGGCGCCGCGGGGCUGGCGCUGCUCCGGGAGUUCGCCAACGUCGAUUGCUCCUACGGCCUCUCCCCCGAGGAGCUCCGCGCCAAGAUCUCGCUCUGCGACGCGCUCAUCGUGCGGUCGGGGACCAAGGUCGGCCGCGACGUCUUCGAGGCCUCCGGGGGCAGGCUCCGCGUCGUGGGCCGCGCCGGCGUCGGGAUCGACAACGUCGACCUCGCCGCCGCCACCGAGCACGGCUGCCUCGUCGUCAACGCGCCCACCGCCAACACCGUCGCCGCCGCCGAGCACGGGAUCGCGCUGCUCACUGCCAUGGCCAGGAACAUCGCGCAGGCCGACGCCUCGCUCAAGGCUGGUAAAUGGGCGCGCAACAAGUAUGUUGGUGUAUCCCUUGUUGGUAAAACUCUUGCUAUCCUUGGAUUUGGAAAGGUUGGGUCAGAAGUCGCACGUCGUGCUAAAGGUUUAGGAAUGCAAGUGAUUGCACAUGAUCCAUAUGCUUCUGCUGAUCGUGCUCGUGCAAUUGGAGUUGAGCUAGUAAGCAUGGAAGAGGCUAUGACAACCGCUGACUUUAUCUCAUUGCAUAUGCCCCUUACCCCUGCAACAAACAAGAUGCUCAACGAUGAAGCCUUUGCUAAGAUGAAAAAGGGUGUUCGGAUUAUAAAUGUUGCACGUGGUGGUGUAAUUGACGAAGAAGCUCUAGUCAGAGCUCUUGAUGCAGGAAUAGUUGCACAGGCUGCUCUUGAUGUGUUUACUAAAGAGCCUCCAACAGCAGAUGACAAAUUAGUACUGCAUGAGAAUGUUACUGUGACACCACACCUUGGUGCCAGCACAGUAGAAGCACAGGAAGGAGUGGCUAUUGAAAUAGCUGAAGCUGUCACUGGAGCUCUGAGAGGGGAGCUUGCAGCUUCUGCAGUCAAUGCACCAAUGGUUCCUGCUGAGGUGCUGUCAGAACUUGCACCUUUUGUUGUACUUGCGGAAAAGCUAGGGCGUCUGGCUGUGCAACUAGUCGCUGGUGGUGGUGGUAUCAAGUCUGUGAAAGUGACCUACGCAUCUGCAAGGGCACCUGAUGAUCUAGACACUAGACUUCUCCGCGCAAUGAUCACCAAGGGUGUGAUCGAACCGAUCUCCGACGUUUUUGUCAAUCUGGUUAAUGCUGACUUCACUGCAAAGCAGAGGGGGAUUCGCAUCAGUGAGGAGAGAAUCCUGAUGGAUGGCUUGCCUGAGACACCUCUUGAUCACAUUCAAGUUCAGAUUGCAAAUGUUGAGUCCAAAUUCCCCAGUGCGAUAGCUGAGACUGGAGAGAUCACAGUAGAGGGAAAGGUGAAGGAUGGUGUCCCUCACCUAACAAAGGUUGGAGCCUUCGAGGUUGAUGUGAGCAUGGAAGGCAGCCUGAUUCUUUGUAGGCAGGUUGACCAACCUGGUAUGAUUGGGUCAGUUGGAAGUGUCUUGGGUGAGGAGAAUGUCAAUGUCAGCUUCAUGAGUGUCGGGAGAAUUGCUCCUCGCAAGCGCGCUGUCAUGGCGAUUGGUGUCGAUGAGGAGCCUAGCAAGGCGACGCUGACCAAGAUCGGGGAGAUUCCGGCGAUCGAAGAGUUUGUUUUCCUCAAGCUGUAGGGGCAUAUGUAUGUUUGGGGUUGCAAACAUGGUUGUGCAAUUUUGAUGUAGCUAGCUAAUUAAUUAGGGACCUAGGGGGUAGAUGGUUGUCGUUGGAAUAAGGUUUUCUUAGAAGAUCAGGGAUAUCUCCCCGGUUCCAUUAUUGAAAAUGAAACCAAACAAACCCAGUUCACAUGUUCCAGUUUAA
Molecule: messenger RNA, 2224 nt
Organism: Brachypodium distachyon (stiff brome)
Lineage: Eukaryota; Viridiplantae; Streptophyta; Magnoliopsida; Poales; Poaceae
Product: D-3-phosphoglycerate dehydrogenase 1, chloroplastic
Exons: 5
Coding region: 181-2037 (618 amino acids)
Biological process (GO): L-serine biosynthetic process
Cellular component (GO): chloroplast stroma
Molecular function (GO): NAD binding; phosphoglycerate dehydrogenase activity
Source: RefSeq, a predicted model, not a curated record